CCAUGAGCUUUGCCUGCGUUCUGAAGCCAACUGUCACCCCAACUGGAGCUUGAGUUCACUUGGCCUGUGUGCCCCGCCUCCGCCCUCAGGCUCUCAUGGGCCUUUACCUGAGCAGGUUUCUGAGCUGGUACUUGGGGGAGCCAAGGCCUCGCUGCACUCCUCUGCCCCUAAGUCUUCGCCUCUGAGGCCCACGCCCCAGCGCCCAGCUCUUUGCAUGGUGCAGGCAGGCAGGGAGGACACCGCCUGGAGAGGCUGCCCCGGCAGGCAGUCAUCCUCCGAGCAUUCCCUUACAGCAAAGCUCUCCUAUGAUUACCUCAACCAAGUGAAGCCGGAGCUGUUAGCCGCUGGGGACCCUCGGCUGCAAGGCCUGGCGCGAGUUCAGGUCAACCCCACUGUGCUCCUUAAGAGCCUCUGCCCGUGCCCGAAGUCCGAGGGGCGCCCACACCCCUGCGCCAGGGAGAUCGUGCUGCAGGCCAUCUGCCAGUACAAGAAGGGAAAGAACAAGUUUGAUGGGCCGUUGUGUUUCAAGAUGCCGGACCUCAAGACAAGGGCGCUGAACCCAGAACCCAAGCCAUCUGCCUUCCAGCCAGUGUCCAGAAACGGGGUGACCCAGUCCUUCGUGCCCAGGCCUGGGCCAUUGAGCAGAAGCUGUGCUCAGGGGAAUCCAGCUCUAUGAAAAGAGACAAGGAACCACCACCUACUUCUGUUGGCGGGGCUGCCAGCCUCCAGAGCAGCCCUCAUCAGCCUGCACUGAACACUGUUGAUUUCAAAGCAUAUUGUGACUUG
Fukomys damarensis (Damara mole-rat) is the source of this 786-nucleotide messenger RNA. RefSeq names its product nuclear envelope pore membrane protein POM 121. NCBI's taxonomy places the organism in Eukaryota, Metazoa, Chordata, Mammalia, Rodentia, Bathyergidae. The coding region runs from base 215 to 676 and encodes 153 amino acids. The transcript has 2 exons. The record is from RefSeq and is a predicted model, not a curated record.